AGGGUUGUUAGAGAGAAGAAGUCACCAAAAAAUAUGAGAGAAGAACAGAGAGAGAGAGAGGCACCAACUAUAUUAAUAAGGUAUUGACUUCUCUAAUUCUACUUUUCCAUUCCUCAAUAUGAAUCAAGCAGGUGGAUCAUCUUCUUCCUCGUGUUUUAGAUGGAGUUUCGAUGUAUUCUUAAGUUUUCGAGGGGAAGAUACUCGAUCCAACUUCACCAGUCAUCUUAAUAUGACUUUGCGUCAAAGAGGAAUCAAUGUCUUUAUAGAUAAAAAGCUUUCAAGAGGUGAAGAAAUUUGUGCAUCUCUUUUGGAAGCUAUUGAAGGGUCCAAGAUCUCCAUCGUUGUAAUUUCUGAAAGUUAUGCAUCUUCGAGUUGGUGUUUGAAUGAAUUGGUGAAAAUCAUUAUGUGUAACAAGUUGAGAGGACAAGUUGUUUUACCAAUUUUCUACAAGGUGGAUCCAUCUGAAGUAGGAAAACAAAGUGGAAGAUUUGGAGAAGAAUUUGCCAAACUUGAAGUUAGAUUCUUCAACAAGAUGCAAGCAUGGAAGGAGGCUCUCAUUACUGUUUCCCAUAUGUCUGGAUGGCCGGUUCUCCAAAGAGACGACGAGGCUAAUUUGAUUCAGAACAUUGUUCAAGAAGUCUGGAAGAAAUUAGAUCGUGCAACGAUGCAGUUGGAUGUAGCUAAAUAUCCAGUUGGAAUUGACAUACAAGUUAGAAAUUUACUCCCACAUGUUAUGUCUAAUGGAAUUACCAUGUUUGGAUUAUAUGGAGUUGGAGGUAUGGGCAAGACAACUAUAGCGAAAGCUUUAUACAAUAAAAUUGCUGAUGAGUUUGAAGGUUGUUGCUUUCUGUCAAAUAUUAGAGAAGCUUCGAAUCAAUAUGGAGGCCUUGUUCAAUUUCAAAAGGAGCUACUUUGUGAGAUUCUAAUGGAUGAUUCGAUUAAAGUUAGCAAUCUUCCUAGAGGAAUUACUAUCAUAAGGAAUCGACUAUACUCAAAAAAGAUUCUUUUGAUUCUUGAUGAUGUUGAUACGCGUGAACAACUACAGGCAUUGGCGGGAGGACAUGAUUGGUUUGGACAUGGAAGUAAGGUGAUUGCGACAACAAGAAACAAGCAAUUACUUGUUACUCAUGGAUUUGAUAAAAUGCAAAAUGUUGGGGGAUUGGAUUACGAUGAAGCUCUUGAGCUCUUUAGUUGGCAUUGUUUUAGGAAUAGUCAUCCCUUAAAUGUUUAUUUAGAACUUUCAAAACGUGCCGUAGAUUAUUGUAAAGGCCUUCCCUUAGCUCUUGAAGUUUUAGGUUCCUUCCUUCAUUCUAUUGGUGAUCCCUCCAAUUUUAAACGUAUAUUGGAUGAAUAUGAAAAACAUUACCUCGAUAAGGACAUCCAAGACUCUCUUCGAAUAAGUUACGAUGGACUCGAAGAUGAAGUAAAAGAAAUAUUUUGCUAUAUUUCUUGUUGCUUUGUACGAGAAGAUAUAUGCAAAGUUAAAAUGAUGUUAGAAGCAUGUGGUUGUUUAUGUUUGGAAAAGGGAAUAACUAAACUUAUGAAUCUAUCACUUCUUACCAUUGGUAGAUUCAACAGAGUUGAAAUGCAUAACAUAAUACAACAAAUGGGUCGGACAAUUCAUCUUUCAGAAACUUCUAAAUCUCACAAAAGAAAAAGAUUGUUGAUUAAAGAUGAUGCUAUGGAUGUUUUAAAUGGGAAUAAGGAAGCAAGAGCAGUGAAAGUCAUAAAACUAAAUUUUCCUAAACCUACGAAGUUGGACAUCGAUUCAAGAGCUUUUGAUAAAGUGAAAAAUUUGGUAGUACUGGAAGUUGGCAAUGCCACAUCUUCAGAAAGUUCUACUCUUGAGUAUCUACCCAGUAGCUUAAGGUGGAUGAAUUGGCCUCAAUUUCCUUUUUCAUCUUUGCCUACAACCUACACAAUGGAGAACCUUAUUGAAUUGAAAUUGCCAUAUAGCUCCAUCAAACAUUUUGGUCAAGGAUAUAUGAGUUGUGAAAGGUUGAAGGAAAUUAAUCUUAGUGACUCCAAUCUUUUGGUGGAAAUCCCAGAUUUAUCUACUGCAAUAAACCUCAAAUACUUGAAUCUUGUAGGAUGUGAAAAUUUAGUAAAAGUUCAUGAAUCAAUUGGAUCUCUCAGUAAGCUUGUCGCCCUUCAUUUUUCUAGUAGUGUUAAGGGCUUUGAGCAGUUUCCAUCCUGCCUCAAGUUGAAAUCUCUUAAGUUUUUGUCAAUGAAAAAUUGUAGAAUAGAUGAAUGGUGUCCCCAAUUCAGUGAAGAAAUGAAGUCUAUAGAAUAUUUGUCGAUUGGGUACAGUACUGUAACAUAUCAGCUAUCUCCAACAAUUGGAUAUCUUACUAGCCUAAAACAUUUGAGCCUCUAUUAUUGCAAAGAGCUCACAACUCUUCCAAGUACAAUUUAUCGUUUAACCAAUCUUACUUCUUUAACUGUGUUGGAUUCUAAUCUUUCAACAUUUCCUUUCUUAAAUCAUCCGUCCUUACCUUCCUCACUUUUUUACCUAACCAAGUUACGUAUUGUUGGUUGCAAGAUAACAAAUUUGGAUUUCUUAGAAACAAUUGUUUAUGUCGCCCCUUCAUUGAAAGAGUUGGACUUGUCCGAAAACAACUUUUGUAGAUUACCGUCAUGUAUUAUUAAUUUUAAAUCUCUAAAAUAUCUUUAUACGAUGGAUUGUGAGUUGCUUGAAGAAAUUUCAAAGGUUCCCGAAGGCGUAAUUUGUAUGAGUGCUGCUGGGAGCAUAUCAUUGGCUAGAUUUCCUAACAACUUGGCUGAUUUCAUGUCUUGUGAUGAUUCUGUGGAAUAUUGUAAGGGUGGAGAAUUGAAACAACUGGUAUUAAUGAAUUGUCAUAUUCCAGAUUGGUAUAGGUACAAGAGCAUGAGCGAUUCAUUAACAUUUUUUUUGCCAGCUGAUUAUCUAAGUUGGAAAUGGAAGCCUUUGUUUGCUCCUUGUGUCAAAUUUGAAGUUACGAAUGAUGAUUGGUUCCAGAAGCUUGAAUGUAAAGUUUUUAUCAACGAUAUUCAAGUAUGGAGUUCUGAAGAGGUGUAUGCCAAUCAGAAGGAACGGAGUGGGAUGUUUGGAAAAGUAUCACCAGGUGAGUAUAUGUGGCUGAUAGUACUUGAUCCUCAUACACGUUUCCAAUCAUAUUCGGAUGAUAUCAUGGACAGGAGGUCACUGAAGAUUAUUGAUCUAAAUCAACUAAGUUCUGAGAUUAAUUCCUCACAAAGUAUUUUGGGUAAAAUUACGGUGUCAUUUGAGGUUACUCCAUGGUAUAAAGACGUAGUUAUAAAAAUGUGUGGUGUUCAUGUCAUCAUGGGGGAAUGAACAUUUAUACACCACCUUUGAUCUUGUAUUUAUAUAUCGAUGUAAAAGAGACAUUAAAAUUUUCCUUGUGUAUAUAAGAUUUAAUUUUUCACA
Cucumis sativus (cucumber) is the source of this 3427-nucleotide messenger RNA. RefSeq names its product TMV resistance protein N. The transcript is spliced from 5 exons. Gene Ontology annotation, biological process: defense response; signal transduction. The record is from RefSeq and is a predicted model, not a curated record. The coding region runs from base 119 to 3334 and encodes 1071 amino acids. Gene Ontology annotation, molecular function: ADP binding; protein binding. Lineage: Eukaryota; Viridiplantae; Streptophyta; Magnoliopsida; Cucurbitales; Cucurbitaceae.